UCGGUCGUGGAUUGAAAGUUUUCUCUUCGUUGUGAUCUAGUGUUUCGUUGAUAGUUUUUGUUUGAGCGUUGUCAAGAAAAAGUUACGGUAUUUUGUGUGAUUUUUUUCUUUCUGAAAUCGUUGAUAAGCUUCAUAAAAAUAAGAACAAUUACCUGUACCGAAAUGUACAAGUGACCUUAUCUCGGUCGGCAUAAUCAUUCAAAGUUACCUGUCUGGCCGAGAAAAAGAAAAAUACUGGUACCACGCAAGCGCAACUUACCUUUUGUGGGGGCACGCACACUGUCGCAGAAACGCAUCCGUGCGUAGCCGUAGGCGCUCUAUACGUACGGUAGUGUUGGCUGCUGGAGGAUGAAAAUAAUGCCUCGUUCCUGUGCGUGUGCUUAUCGCCGCACUAUCUACUAUCGCUGUUGAGCCGGUUCAGUUCGAGAAGAAACAAAAGGAUUUUUCGCGCAUUAGCGAAACCGUUGCAUAAACAGGUUUUUAUCAGUCGCAUAUGUCAGUGUGAGUGUAUUCUAGAGCUAAUUUGUAUCAGCCUACUUUCUUCGUUCGUUCGGUAAAGCAAAGUGAAUGUGGGGAAGGUAAAUAAGUGUUGGGCGGAAUAGGUAUUUAUCAAAGUGGAUCGAUCAAGGUGUGCUGGAUAAGUAUAGUGUCGUUUGGCAUACUUUUGGAUGUUUUGAAGGCAGUCAGCAGUUAGAGGUUCAAGUGCACAUCACUCGAUACAACCAUUAGAUGAAACUGUGGACAUUAUCCCGGAAAUUGUAAUUCAAAUGAAAUAUGUGAAGUGUUUCAAAAAUUCCAAAGUCAAGUGAACUGUGGAAGUACAAGUAAGCGAAAAGAGUGCUUCCGGUUCCGAUCGAUUCGCGCAACAUUAAGCGACCACUACUAACCGGGCCAAUACAACCAAUACACGGCAGGCAGCAGAAACGCAAUCGGAAAAGAACAAGUCAUUCGGACAGUGUUGUACAUUUCUCGCGUCUAGGCAACGAACGGGACGUGUGGGCAGCUGGGAGCUGUUGCAUGCAUCCGGGAGAAAAGUAAAUAGCAAAACACAACCUGCAGCGGGGUGUUGUGCUCUCUUGGCCAUGUUAGGUUUGGCUGUUGUUGAUGGUUUGGAUGUUGUUGUUGUUGUUGUUGUUGUCGGUAUUGUAACACAGAAAGGUGGGCAACAUAAAGUGCAAAAGUGAUUGUUCGCAAAGCAAAAUAACGUACAUUUGUCGAAGCGCAAAGUGUGAGGUAAUACAGAAAAGCGUGCUGUUGGCAAAGAAAUGCUAGUGAAAAAAGGGCUAAACGGAAAAGGAGUGCAAUUGUAUUGAGAUCAUGUUUUCCGCCUCUGCCGUGAGUGUGUAAAAGGUUUUUUUUUCGGUGUUCGUCCAAGUGUGAGAUUCGCGUCGACCGUUACCUUACAACGCGGCAGGCAGUGUGUAAUUUCCUUUGCAUUAAAAAACGAAAGUUUUUCGCGCUUAUUUGGCCGAAUCAACAAUCCAGCACAAAAGUGAAGGAGUGCCUACUUGCUGGAGUCUAAUACAGAUCGAUUUGCCGAGCGCGCGGAGAUUGACCUCGUUGAAGCCGCCAAAGUGGGCCUUGUGAGUGUGUGCUGUUGUUGAUUGCAAACUAGUUUCCUGUCGCCCCUGACGGUUGCCUCUCGGGGUCCGCUGCUCAAGUCCGAAUAUCGACAACACGUGCUUACGGUGAUUUGCACAGAACUGGUUUUUUGCAAAUAUCGUAUCGUGAAGCUGGUUACUGCUAAAAAAACCGAACGCAAAUAAAAAAGAUCGCUUCGACGCGUUUAAAUUGAAGGAAGAGUUCAUCAAUUCACAGUCCGGGCGUGAAAAGGUAACGACGACUACGACGCCGGCGACAAGUACGUAGACGGUCCGAUCCAAUCCGAUCGCCGCCACCAAUUAAGAUGCAUCGUCCGACGGAGAAGAGUUGCACCCCGCGACGUCGUCCGCCCCAAACCGGAUAGCUCCCUUACCGAACGACGAACGUUUAUUUUUUAUGUUGGUUGGUUCCGUCACCCAUCCAUCUAUCGCGGGACGUGACAAAGGUCCCCAAAAAUCUUGUAACAAAACAGCCAAACCACGAUUUGAACAAAUUCAGCAGAAGCAGAGCAGCACGAAGUGCUAAUGUAAUUAGUAAAUGUUCAUCCAAACCACCAGCAAGCGGUAGCUAUCUGAAGCGUGACUUCCGAGUAUAAGCUACCUAUCUCCGCUGCCACUCCAUAGCUGCCAACAAACACACCCCUUCAGCCGACGAACCGAUCGCUCAGAGGUAUUGAACGACCUGCUGUAAACUACAGCGAUCGCAUCAUCAUCAUCGCUAUCGUCGUCAUCACAAUCAUUAGCAACGGCGACGGCUUCCAGCGCGAUUGCCGGCGGUGAGGCCAACGAACAAAAUCAUCACGAUCUUCACCAUCAUCAUCAUCAUCGGAAAGAGCCGCAGCAACAGCAGCAGCAGCAACAACAACAACAACGACGGCGAGCACGACGCAGCAGUGGCCGAAAGUUGAGCUUCGAUAUAAGCAAUAUGGAGCACUCGGAUUUAGUUUCCGAGAUGGCUCAGGUCGAGCAUCUUUCUACGCAGGAUCGGCUGCAUCUCGCGCGGAUGCGCCGGGCGCAACAGCUGAAGGUGGCCAAACAGCGCGAGAAGGAAUGGCUCAAGGCCCAGCGGAGCAAGGAUCGGAUGGUGGCGAACCAGUCGCACUACAAGCGCCACAUCACGUUCGAGGAUAGUGUGGUCCUGCUGGAGGCUGCAGCCAGGAACGAUAUUGUUGAGGUGGCCAAACUGCUGCAGAAAGGCGUCACACCGGACGCGACCAACAUGGACGGACUGACGGCACUGCAUCAGUGCUGCAUCGACGACAAUGCCGAAAUGCUCAACUUGCUGCUGGACUACGGUGCCAACGUGAAUGCACAGGAUAGCGAACGAUGGACGCCGCUACAUGCGGCUGCCACCUGCGGGCAUCUGAAUCUGGUCAAGAUUCUGAUUGGCCGAGGCGCUAACCUACUGUCGGUGAAUGCCGACGGGAAUAUGCCGUACGACAUCUGCGACGAUGAGGAGGCACUGGAUUACAUCGAAGCGGAAAUGUCGAAGCGAGGUGUGACGCAGGAACUGAUCGAUGAGACGCGGGCGGCAACGGAAACGCAGAUGUUGCGCGAUCUGCAGGAUCUCACCGAGAAGGGCGGGGAUAUGGAAGUACCUGACAGCCAUGGCGCGACGCCGUUGCACAUAGCGUCCGCUAAUGGAUACACGAGAGCGGUUGAGUUCCUAUUAGAGCAGCACGUGUCGACGGACGCCGUAGAUCACGAUCUCUGGACACCGGUGCAUGCGGCUGCCUGCUGGGGUCACCUGGAAGUACUAGAGAUGCUAGCGCAAAGCGGCGCCGAUCUGAAUGCCAAAAACAAGAAUGACGAAACGCCUUCCGAUAUCUGCGAAGAUCCGGAGAUUCGGGAACGAAUAGAGCAGCUCAAGUCGGAACAGGAGAGCAAACGACUGGCCGAAGCUCAGCGCAAGCGGGUGCGGCGAUCCCAGAGCAAUAACACCAGGGCCCAAUCCGUGCGGCGAACUUCACUGCGAGACAAGGGUCUCACCACGAAGAAGGACGCAGUCGAGGAAGCCCGGUUUCGAUUACAAGUGCAAGAGGGCUACACAACACCGGACGGAGCAACGGUGCCGAACGCCAACAGUGCGACGCCAAACGGUGAUAACAAUAAUCGAUCAUCGUGGUCAUCACGUUCUAACAGCUCGCAUGCUUCCACAUCUACCAACAACUCCACUGUCGUCAAUAAUAGCAAGAAUAGCAAUGGUCAUUUGAACUCCGUCAAUAACAAUAGCAUCAACAGUAAUAACAGCACGAAUGUGACGCCAAACCAUGGACUGAGCAAUACUCGCUACAAUAAUCACCUGAACAACAACAACAACAGCAACAGCAAAGAUCACAACUACGGGCACGGAGCGACCACUACCUCAUCAACUUCAUCUGCCUACUCGACAUCCUCUUCGCAGCACAACUCGCUGAUCCAGUAUGACCGCCGAUCGCCGGAAGGCAAGGAUAAUGAUUCCUUCAUGAGUGAAAGCAGCGGCGGUAAGACGCUCAUUAGCAACAACAACAACAAUAACAGCAUCAGUAGCAAACCCUCAUCACCGCUUCCCUCCAUCUCAUCCUCCUCAGUCAAUGGCAAUCUAGUCAGUAGUAAUAGUAGUAGUAAUCAGCAAACAAACAUUCCAAAUGCAACAACGACGGCGGUGGCAGCCGUGGCGGCAGCGACGCCAACGACGACGGCCACUGCCACGACGGAAGUGUACUCGACCUCCAAUAACGAGAACGGCAAGAUCAACGUCCAGGUUACGGUUCUAGUCGAUCCAUCUGUCGCAGGAACGCUGGCCGACCUGAAGAAGCACCGUUCGCAGAAUCGAUCCAGCGUCAGUCCGGAGAACGGUUCCCUGCUGAGUGCUCAGAGUUUGGGCAGUCUGACCGGAAACGGAACCGGCGGACAACCGCUCGAACUGUCGCUGGUUUCCUCGUCCGAUCAUCAUUUCUCGCAGCAGCAGCAGCAACAACAGCAUCACGGCAACGGUGGCGAAAAGUCGGCCAUUUCCACGCUGAGCAAUGCAACUGGGAACGGUACGCUGGCGAUGGCUGGCGCUGGUGGUGUCGACGGAACAAACAGUGGGACACUGAACAAGUUCAGCGGUAAUACCAGUGAGGUGGUUAGCGAUAGCACCCGAUCGCGGCGAUGCUGUGUGGUGAUGUAAGGAGAGGGAACGGAUCCGAUGACACCGCCGGGGGGUGGUAAGUUGUCAGGUGAUGGUAUUUUUCUUCGAUUGAAGAAAGAGGGAACGAAGCAUCAGAAGAAUUUUUUUUUUCAUUUUUAGGCAACUGAAAGGCAACUGAUUGUUGUGAUAUUCUGAGUUUAGUAGGUUAGGAGUCUUGUCAGUUUUGUUCUGUAAAUAUUGCAUAUAAGCGACUGUCCAAAUAUUUUCCUUCCGGUUUUUGAAAUGCGAUGCGCUAUUAUUUUCGUUAGUAUUAUUGUAUUCAAUUCAAAGAAAGGAUAACAAAAUUCAUCACUUAUUCAGUAUUCUGAUAGUACUUAGCCAGGAAAAAAUACCCUUUACUAUUUCGCUGCAAUCAGCGAUACACGCGCAAUAGCAUGCCUUAUUGCCAAUUCGUGACCUACUUUCUUAGCCAAAUACCUACACAGGCAUCACUUAUUAUACGAAGAAAAGAAAUAUAUUUACUAUAUACACUAUGAGCAAUCGUAGACCGACACUGUGGAUGUGGAUGUUUUCCGAAGGCAAGACCCGAUAUAGCGGUUCUAGGUUUUCAGACCAUUGGUUGUUUAAUUAUAAAUAAUUCAUUUAAUCAAGCGAUCAAAAAAACUGCAAUUCAUUUCAAGCUUUAUGCGGUAGGUAAACAACAAUAAAUCUAUGGUGUAAUUUUGAUUUUCUAUUUAGAUAGCUUUCUAUUACUGCGCUUGUGCAGCGAGUCUAUUGGCACUAAGAAUUCUUUUUUUUUCAGCAAAAGAGACAUAUAAGGUUUAGUUAUUUGACGAGUGCAACCAUAAUCUUUUAGCUAGAAUGUUAUCAUAUUAAUUCUGCAGAAUUUGUCGAUUGUAGAUGAAGUCAUCAUGGAAAAAACAGAAAGGCAUGAUAAAAUCAUGAAGUGAAGUCAACAUUGACUGCCACCUCAAUAGGGAUCAACGCCUCUAGUCCUACAACGAGGAGCCACCCUACAACGGACUGUAACAGAAAUGAAACAGUCUUUGUAGACGAACACGUGUUUUCUUAAAAUCUAUCAACUAUCUCAAUAACAAUUUUGGCAGAAAAACAGCGAUAGGGUGGGUGCUUCUAUAGUUGAGGUGUACCAAUAGUUGCAGUAGUGGGUUAUACGCCUAACUAAGGUACCAACCAUCAACAAAUAUUUUUUUUAUCGAUUCAUCGCACUAAAAUUAUGCGACAAUAAAACUGUUAUCCUUGAAAUUUGCUCAAAUAACUAUUGAAAAAAAUGAUUUUCUUAGAAUUUUGAGCUCCCUUGCACCUAUAGUUGAUGUAGUGUACCUAUAGUUGCAAGUCCCAUAAGAAAGCAAUGGGAUUUGCAACAAUAGGAACCGAAAUUAGCGAUUGCACCACUAUUGGUACAUGUGUUCCUAUAGUGGUACAAGCGGUUUUGAAUACAUAUAUUGGUUAUUAAGCCAUUUUUAUAUUUUUCCUAUGAAGUAGGGACUGAAAGCUUUCGUUCAAUGUAUUAACAUUGCCCAUAGGUCUAUUAAUCGAUUUUUUAUCAAAAAAUUUCCUUAAGCAUGCGACUAUUGGUACAUCCACCCUAGUUGUGUGAUCUAGAAUCAAACUAACUUAUCUCAAAUGGUACGUUCGCCGUGUGUAAUCGGGGAUUUUUGUCUGAUGUUGAUUCUUGACUGAACUAAUAUCAAACAACUAGCCAGCAAAGAAAAUCAAUCAGAACAAUAAAAUACAAAGGCUCUAUGUAAUCAGGACCACGUCAUUGCGGUGGUUACGUCUCUACUGGAGUUGGAGAAUAUCCCCCGCCAUCGACAAUCACAAGUCAUCAAUGCCAAUGGGACGCGCAGAUAUGUGAUAUCUCUGUCCCCAUCAUACAUAGGAAGAUCACAGUUCUGUCGAGAUACAGACGAUGUAGACGUGAAAGCCAUACCGGCCCAGCGAACAACACUUGCAACCCUGAAAUUUCUCAAGAUGGAAUGUGAAAGAAUGUUCGCAUUUAUCUGCCGGAGGAGAGCGACGCGGGGUAAGAUCAGCUCUAGAUUCUGCGUCUCUGUAUCGAACGAACUACUUCAAAUGUGUUUACCCCGACAAAGCUCUCCGGAACUUCAACACUGUUUCGAGAAGAAUCGGUUUGCAAUCGGCUAUUUCAUCGCCAGUCUUUAUUGCAACCAACCGCUGCUUACCACCUCUAGGACUGGAAGCAACCGACGCUGAACUAUAGAUCCGCCCCACAAAAUCCGGUUUUUGAUUCGGUUCGUUCGGGUCGAAAUACUGCACCCGAUUACAAGAAAUCUAAUGCAUCCCGAGCAAAUUGUCAUGGGUUCAGACACCAUACAAGCCCUUAAAACAGACCAUAAAUAUGGUCUGCACCGAGUUUCAAAACAAUUAAAAAACCAUAAAAUGUCCUCAAUAACCCGUAACCAUGUAGUGUGGGCGAAAUUGGAUCAUGACCUUGCGGAUAUUAUGGGCUUUUCGUUUGCUCGGGAUAGCGGCAGUUCCUUCAUCGCAGCCGCAUAUAGGCCCCAAAUCGGAACUCAUAUACAAUGGAAUUUUUUUUUUAUGGAUUCUGUCAAUAUCUCACUGUUGAUCUAGACCUAAGGCGCAGCAAUUCAUUCAACUUCAUAUCGGGCCUUACUCAACGGGAUUGGCAACACACGGAAUACCUCCUUAACCAUGGCUUGCUGAACGAACAAAACCAAUCAGAAGCAGAACAACAAAAGGCAGAGACUAUGUAAUCAGGACCAUGUCAAUGCGUCUCUACUAAAACUGGAAAAUAACCCCCGUUAUCGAUAUUCGCAAGUCUUCAAUACCAAUGGGACAAACAGGGUUGUGAUAUCUCAUUCUCCAUCAGACAUAGGAAGAUCACAGGUCUGUCGAGAUACCGAAAGUGUGGGCGUAAAAGUCAUACCAGCUCAGUGAAAAACACCUGUUACUCUGAGACUUCUAGAAAAGGGAUGUGAAAGAAUGUUCCCUUUUAUCCGCCAGAGUUAAACUUUAAAUCUAGUUUCUGCACUUCUGUCAUGAACGAGUCACUUCAAAUGUAUUAGCCCUGACGAAGCUCUGCAGAACUUCAAAACUGUUUCGAGAGGAAUCCGUUUUCGGUCAUACUAUCGACAGCCUUAUUGCAGCGAACCGCUGCUUGCCGGAAGCAACCGACGCUGAAUUAUAGAUCCUCCACAUAAAAUCCGGUUUUUCGUUCGGUGAGAUUAUAUUCCAGGUUCGUUGGGGUCGAAAUACAGCACCCGAUCGCAAGAAAAGCAAUGCAUGACGACAGCUUCUUCAUCUCAACCGGAUAUAGACUGCAAAUCGGGCUUAUAUACAAUGAAACUUUGAUGGGGUCUAUCAAUAUCUUACUGUUGACUCAUUGGCUUACUGAACGAACAGCCCUUGGUGCUCCGCUAGAUUUCCAGAACGAAGUGUAUUCAGUAGAUCUCGGGAUUGCGGUGGAACUCCAUUUUACUAUCACUCCACUCAGCAAAGACCUGCUCAUCGUUGUUGUUCGAAUAUCGUGACCUUCCUCUCUCUGUAACAGUAGUAUUUGUCUACAUACUGAACGGGAAAGUUCCGGAUCGAAAGGACCAGAUCAAGGAAGUCAUGGAGCAUAAUUUAUGACGCUCCCAUGCAAGAGUAAUGUCACCGAGAUAGUCUAUCUUGAAGCAAUUCCAUGGUGUAGCUCAUGUUUGAGCACGUGGUACGAGAAGGACAAUUUUGGAAAGAUUCGUGUGCCCUAAAAUGAACACAGGUGUCCAUCAAUUAAUUUGCUAGAACAAGCUUGGAUUGUCCCCAACCGAUUCCGACUCAAUGGGUUGAUGCUCAAGUCUAGAUUUCGGCAUAUACAUACACAUCGAUCGACUACUUCCAUCGCAUGCAAAUCGCUACGUGUUAACAAUAAUCGAUGUAUUUACUCGGUGACCAGACGCUGUUCCAUUGUCGGAUAUGACAAUCCCUACUGUCGCGAAAGCGCUCACUUCGAGUUGAAUCUCACGAUUUGCAACCCCAGAAUCGGUCACUUCUGACACGAAAGCUGUCAAUUUGAUUCUAACCUCUUUCGUGAGAUUGGGUAAUCUUUGGAGUUUUUCACAUUCACACAACAGCAUAUCAUCCACCAUCGAAUGGAAUGGCUGCACGCUUCCUCCGCACCAUAAGUGUUCUACAACAAAUCUUGUGAAUGGACAACCGUUGCGUCUCCCAGAAGAGUUUUCAAUACACCGGCGAAAGUCGUCGAUAAAACGGAUUUUGCACAUCUACACCUACAGUCAUUCAGCAGGCUGCACCCUUCAGGUACUAAUCAUUCCUCGAAACCAGCAGUUUUCAUACAUAGGAGAUAUGAAGGACCGUACCAAGUGGUAGAUCGCAAUGAGAAACUUUUCGAAAUAAUAAUAUCCGCCGAGAAUCAGAAAAUUUACAACGACCGGCUCAAGCUGGCAUUCAUAGCCGGCAGAUACCAUAUCCAGAGGAAGAAAGUCACACCUUGGUUAUCUGAUCGUACCGGACACGUAGACCGCUACCUGUCCGGUUCUUGGUGUAAGUGAGGGCAAGCCUAUGGGACGUAAUUUUUGACGCUCCCAUGCUAGAGAAACCUCACCAAGAGAAUGCUAUUCAUUCGUUGUGCCUCUCGAUGAAUACGCGUGUAUUCGCCAUAGAGAAAAUAAAAGUACUAUCAGAUUGGAAAUCACGUUCUCUCUGUUCCGUCAGCUACAAAUCGAUCUACCGGAUUUCGAUACUAUAAAUGUCAGGAUUUUUUGGAGAGCUCCGCACACCUCGUUUUCUUCCUCCGAUCACUGUGGAGAUGCCGCUAAGUUAGCUCCGAUUUUCAACCACCUUGACGAUUUUCGCCAACUUGAUCUCUGAAGAUGUCAUGUCCGUCUACUUCCGGAACGUUCGUGGAAUGUGAACAAAAACUCUGAAUCUUCUUGCUUGUCCUCACUUCCUAUCCACUAUGACAUUAUUGUUCUAACUGCAACUUGGCUACGCCGCUCCGACCUCGUUUUCUUCCUCCGAUCACUGUGGAGAUGCCGCUAAGUUAGCUCCGAUUUUCAACCACCUUGACGAUUUUCGCCAACUUGAUCUCUGAAGAUGUCAUGUCCGUCUACUUCCGGAACGUUCGUGGAAUGUGAACAAAAACUCUGAAUCUUCUUGCUUGUCCUCACUUCCUAUCCACUAUGACAUUAUUGUUCUAACUGCAACUUGGCUACGCCGCUCCGACCUAACGAAGAAUUAUGCUAUUUUAAGCUGUGAUCGCAACAUUUGUAAUAGUCAUACUACGUCGCGGAGGUGGUGUUCUUAUCGGUAUUAAGGAAAAUGUUACUGGGACAGUGCUAAAAAUGUAUCGAUGUGAAUGUUUGGAACAGGCAGCCCUACACCUUGCAGUGUCAGGUCAAUCGUUGUAUAUACGCAACAUACAUUUGAGGCCAAACAGUCAAUCCUGACUUGUGCAACGUACACUUGAUAAAGCCAACAGAUGAGACCAUUGUACUUAUUUUAGAUAAUUACAAUAGUCCUCAACUUCGGUGGAUUCUCGACAACGAUUUAUUGUGCUACCUUCCCGAUAAUGUAUCAUCGGAAAAGGAGCUGGCCAUCACAGAAACGUUGGUCACUGGUGGUUUGUGAAUGGACGGACCCUCAAUUUAGCUUUCGUCAGCGACACGGAUGUGUUCGAACUGAUCGAGACUCCGACUUGUACACUCAACGUAGGCCCUCAUCAAAGGCUGGGUUUUAAAUUUUUGACACGUGUUCUGAUGAUGGCGGCAUUUUGUGGCAACUAUCGAUGACCUGAACUUUGAUUUUGCUUGAUAAAAUCCCGAUGAAGUUUAAACUGCCAUUGGUGCAGUCAAUCGGCGAGAAACGCUGGAUGGUAACAAUUUAGAUCAGGGUGUUGCGGUAUUUUGCGAGAUCCAUCAGAAGCGACUAAAAUGUUGCUACUGGUUGCAACUGGAAGUGAACAGAAGCACUAAAGGGCGUGAUCGAACUUGGACAGUUUUUUUUAUUAUUGCUACUGUAUACAUCACUUCAUAUCAGCAAAGAUUAUGCAGUCACGAAUAUCUAUAAAAUUAGCUGUUAAAUGAAUUCGCAUCUCAAUAAACACGAUUUUUACUCAUAUUCACCACUGCUUUUCGACCAGGUUUGUGCAUCAUCCAUGUCACAUUUUUCUUAACAGGACUCUAUGCGGUAGAUUUACGGCGCCGUGGGUUACCCAAGAAAUGAUCUCAACAAUUCUUGCUUUCAAGCUGGAAUUAACUGCUACUAAUACGCACCCUUCGGUGGAUUUUCGGCUGUUGCUCGAGCUCCGGUUACAACGAAACACCUCGUAUGCAGUACCGAACACAUUACUGGAGAGCGUGUCAUCGUUCAACCACAUUUCGAUGAAGAUAAUGAUGUCAAAACUCUGAUCGGAGACUGCAAUGCGUCAUUGCUCAAAGGUUGAGUUGAUACCACCAACAUUUUGGUAGUAUAGCAGCAGCUUGCCCGUCGUGAACCAAAAAGCUGGAAAUCGGAGAUCUUUGAGGCAAGGAAGAGCUUACAGAUGCAUUCUACUUACCUGUGAUAGGUUUGCGGAAGACCCCGGAAGUGAUCCGGUUUGCGGAAGUGAUGGCCCUGCCGGUGACCGAAGAGACGCGGUUUCAUGGAGUAUGUAGCAAUGUAGCUGGACUAGGGGCCUCUUGUAAAAAGCAGCGUGUAGCUGGCAGGAAAAACGACAUCUGUGACAUGAUGUGGAGCAAUUAAUUGUGAACUGGAAACUGGAGUAGGAUCUGGACUACUAGUGAAUGUUGGCUGCAGGGGCUGAACGAUGGUGGGUAAUUCCAUAAUGUAAUCGGCGGAACAUUCCAGUAUUCCAUUAGUGAAAUCUAUCCAGGUCGAAAUUGAAUUCAUGAACGAUUACUCUAGUCGGCCAAGUAAACGCUUCGAGUGCAGUGUCCUUUAGUUGGCUCGGAAGCUAAAUUCGGAAGGCGACGAAAUUGAGUUUCGUGAGAUC
Molecule: messenger RNA, 11710 nt
Organism: Topomyia yanbarensis
Lineage: Eukaryota; Metazoa; Arthropoda; Insecta; Diptera; Culicidae
Gene: MYPT-75D
Product: protein phosphatase 1 regulatory subunit 16A
Exons: 11
Coding region: 2527-4755 (742 amino acids)
Cellular component (GO): cytoplasm
Molecular function (GO): phosphatase regulator activity; protein binding; enzyme inhibitor activity
Source: RefSeq, a predicted model, not a curated record